This is a messenger RNA of Yarrowia lipolytica CLIB122, 651 nucleotides long. RefSeq lists its product as uncharacterized. The record is from RefSeq and is a predicted model, not a curated record. Lineage: Eukaryota; Fungi; Ascomycota; Dipodascomycetes; Dipodascales.
AUGGACAAUUUAAAAUCGCUGGGAAAAGGUCUUCCUGCGACCGCGGUGGACACGUCUCUGGCACUGGAGUUCCGCAACGCCGCCAACGCGGUCACCAAGCUCUACAAGGUGUCCAACGAAAAGGCCCAGGUGGCGCGCCACGAAGGGUACAAACAGUGCCUGUCGGACGUGCUGGGGUUUCUGCAACAACAUCAACAACGUCACGUGGACGGUCUGCGACGCGAAAGCGAAAGCGAGGGCGAGUCCGGCGACCUGGCCCACGAGCUGUGGAAAUGGGUCACAAAACAGGAGGAACGGUUGGACGAAGAUGACACAAAUACAAUCACGAAUACGACAACGACUGCGACGGCGACGGCGACUGCGAAUACCAAUACAGGAGGAAACGCAAAUACAAACCCAAAUGCCACGUCAUCAACAACCGCCCCAAACCCCACGGCUGCCACAAACACAAACAUAAACACAACCAGCUCCCAGGCUCCGCACGACACAGACGUGUUCCGAAUGGGCUUCACGCCCUUCUCCUUCUCACAGGACCUUGUUUAUCCAGGCUAUGCCGCCGUCAAGAGAAAGGGACAUGCGCAUGGUCAUGUGUAUCAUUGUGACGAGGACAGUGAUGAGGACGAGGGAAGUAAGAGGAUGCGGUUGGUAUAA